This is a messenger RNA of Cajanus cajan (pigeon pea), 444 nucleotides long. The record is from RefSeq and is a predicted model, not a curated record. Lineage: Eukaryota; Viridiplantae; Streptophyta; Magnoliopsida; Fabales; Fabaceae.
AUGGUUAACAGAAAGAAGCAUAGCAGUAGCAGUAGCAUCACCAUGUCCCUUGAAGAGUCGCUAAGAUCUCUGCCGCUGGAUUACCUGAACCUCCUCAUCAACGGCCAGGCCUUCAGCGACGUCACUUUCAGCGUGGAGGGACGUCUGGUUCACGCGCACCGCUGCAUACUGGCCGCGCGGAGCCUCUUCUUCAGGAAAUUCUUCUGUGGGUCGGACCCACCCUCUGGCCUGGACCCCACCGGCCCAAGGAUCAACUCGCGCUCCGGAGUCAUACCCGUCAACUCCGUCGGCUCCGAGGUCUUCCUCCUCAUGCUCCAGUUUCUCUACGGUGGCCUGGGGUGCGGGAGAACGGGGGGUGUGGGGUGCGGGAAGGAGGUGGGGAAGGUAUGUAAAUUUAGGAAUUUUUAUUUUUUUUAAGGGUAAUUUAGAUAUUUUAUAUAUUUU